AUGGAUUAUCUGCGGCUGGUGCUCUCCUGCCUCGUCCCCCUGCACGGCUGCCUGGCCGCCGGCAGCGCCCCAGAGCUCCUGCUGUCCGGCAAACUCAGCGAGUAUGGAGUGAUCGUCCCCUUCAGCACCGACUGCCGGGGCCGCUUCCUGUCGCACGUGGUGUCCGGCGAGGCGGCGGCGGGGCUCGGCCAGCCCGCCUGUGCCCCGGAGCCAGCCCCGGAGCCAGCCCCGGCCCGGGCCCGGGCCCGCCGCGUCCCCCGCAGCCCCCCGGAGGAGCCCCCCCAGCGCCGCCUGCUCUAUUUCAACGUCACGGUUUUUGGGAAGGAGCUGCACCUCCGGCUGAGCCCCAACCGCCGGCUGGUGCCGCCGGGAGCCGUGGCGGAGUGGCAGGAGGAUUUCGAGGUGCUUUUCCGGGAACCCCUCCAGCAGCGGUGCCUUUUCACCGGUGACAUCUCCGGGAUGCCCGGAGCUGCCGUGGCCAUCAGCAACUGCGAUGGGCUGGCUGGCCUGAUUCGGACAGACAGCAACGAGUUUUUCAUCGAGCCCCUGGAGAGAGGCCAGCAGGACACAGAGGAGCACGGCAGGGCCCACGUGGUCUAUCGGCGCUCGGCCAUCCGGCAGGACGGCGCUGAGCCACCCCACGACCUCCACCCCGAAGGGCCCGGGGUGCAGGUGGGCGAGCUCCCGAAUUCCCUGGAGCUGAUGGCGGAGCGGCUGGGGGAUGCGGAGCGCAAGCGGCGCCACGCCAGGAAGGACGACUACAACAUCGAGGUGCUGCUGGCCGUGGAUGACUCCGUGGUGCGCUUCCAUGGCAAGGAGCACGUCCAGAACUAUGUCCUCACCCUCAUGAACAUAGUGGAUGAGAUUUACCACGACGAGUCGCUGGGCGUGCACAUCAACAUUGUGCUGGUCAGGAUGAUCAUGGUGGGAUAUCGCCAGUCGGUGAGCCUGAUCGAGCGGGGCAAUCCCUCGCGCAGCCUGGAGCAGGUGUGCCGCUGGGCGCACUCGCAGCAGCGCCCCGACCCCGCGCACGCCGAGCACCACGACCACGCCGUCUUCCUCACCAGGCAAGAUUUUGGGCCCGCAGGUAUGCAAGGCUACGCUCCGGUGACAGGGAUGUGCCACCCUCUCCGCAGCUGCACCCUCAACCACGAGGACGGCUUCUCCUCGGCUUUCGUGGUCGCCCACGAGACCGGGCACGUGUUGGGCAUGGAGCACGACGGGCAGGGCAACCGCUGCGCCGACGAGACCAGCAUGGGGAGCAUCAUGGCGCCGCUGGUGCAGGCCGCCUUCCACCGCUACCACUGGUCCCGCUGCAGCAAGCAGGAGCUCAACCGCUACAUCCACUCCUACGACUGCCUCCUGGAUGACCCCUUUGAGCACCAGUGGCCCAUGCUACCCGAGCUGCCAGGAAUUAAUUAUUCCAUGGAUGAGCAGUGCCGCUUCGACUUCGGCGUGGGCUACAAGACCUGCACGGCGUUCCGCACCUUCGACCCCUGCAAGCAGCUGUGGUGCAGCCACCCAGACAACCCCUACUUCUGCAAGACCAAGAAGGGGCCGCCCUUGGAUGGCACCGAGUGCUCUCCUGGCAAGUGGUGCUUCAAGGGCCACUGCAUCUGGAAGACGUCAGAGCAGCCUUACAGCCAGGAUGGCAGCUGGAGCUCCUGGUCCAAGUUCGGCUCGUGCUCCAGGACCUGCGGGGGAGGCGUGCGGUCCCGCAGCCGGAGCUGCGACAACCCGCCCCCAGCGUACGGAGGGCGCCCUUGCCCAGGAGCCACCUACGAGUACCAGGUGUGCAACGCCGAGGAGUGCCCGGGGCCCUUCCAGGAUUUCCGUGCCCAGCAGUGCUCCAAGCGCAACUCCUACUACACCCACCAGAACAGCAAACACUCCUGGCUUCCCUACGAGCACCAUGACGAUGCUCAGAAGUGUGAGCUGAUCUGCCAGUCUGAGGGCACGGGGGACGUGGUGUUCAUGAACCAGGUCGUUCACGACGGGACCCGCUGCAGCUACCGAGACCCCUACAGCGUCUGUGUCCGGGGCGAGUGCCUGCACAUCGGCUGUGACAAGGAGGUUGGCUCCCUGAAGCAGGAUGACAAGUGUGGGGUCUGCGGGGGGGACAAUUCCCACUGCCGGACGGUGAAGGGCACGUUGGCCAAGACCCCCAAGCAGCCAGGUGUUUUGAAGAUGUUUGAGAUCCCAGCUGGAGCAAGGCACCUUCAGAUAGAGGAGAUGGAGCCAGCAUCCCACAGCAUCGCUGUUAAGAAUCAAGCCACAGGGAACUUCAUCCUUAAUGCCAAGGGCCAAGAAGCCAAAAGCCAAGUGUUCAUUGAGAUGGGCCUGGAGUGGGAAUACACUGUGGAACAAGGCAAGGAGAGCCUGAAAACCAGCGGUCCCCUGCACGAGGCCAUCAGUGUUUUGGUCGUCCCUCAGGAGGAGGAGGCGAGGAGCAGCCUCAUGUACAGGUACAUCAUCCAUGAAGACCUGCUGCCCAUGAUUGGAAAUAACAAUGUCCUGCUGGAGGAGAUGGAUUCCUAUGAGUGGGCCCUCAAGAGCUGGUCCCAGUGCUCCAAGGCGUGUGGAGGAGGCAUCCAGUACACCAAGUACGGCUGCCGUCGGAAAAGCGACAACCGGAUGGUGCAUAGGAACUUCUGUGACAACAGCAAGAAACCAAAGCCAAUCCGGAGGCGCUGUAACCUCCAGGAAUGCUCCCAGCCCAUGUGGGUGGCUGAGGAGUGGGGCGCCUGCAGCCGCUCCUGCGGGAAGCUGGGGGUGCAGGCGCGGGCGGUGCAGUGCAUGCAGCGCCUGCAGGACGGCACCAACCGCACCCUGCACAGCAAGAACUGCCCCGGGCAGCGCCCCGAGACGCGCCGGCCCUGCGGCCGCCUGCCCUGCCCCGCACAGUGGAGGACAGGAGCCUGGUCCGAGUGCUCGGUGACCUGCGGGGAAGGCGUCCAGCAGCGGCAGGUGGUGUGCAAGGGCAGUGACAGCGGCGCCCGCUGCGAGGGUGACAAGCCAGAGGCCAUCCAGGGCUGCCAUGUGGCUGUCUGCCCAGGGAAGCUCUCUGGCAUCACUGCCAGUGCUGAUGCCGGUGACCACGGCACGACCAAAGGGCAGCGGGUGCCCCAGGAGGGAGCCAAAAACCCCGUGAGCAAGAUCUCCUCCAGGGAGCCUUGCCUCGGGGACAAGUCCAUCUUCUGCCAGAUGGAGGUGCUGGCUCGCUACUGCUCCAUCCCUGGCUACAACAAGCUCUGCUGUGAAUCCUGUGGGAAGAAAGCCUCCUCCACCACGGGCUCAGCUCCUGCCACCAGCAUUCCCCCGGGAACCACCACUCCCAGCCCUGCUCUGCCUCUCCUCCCCUACCCCACUAGCCCAGCUCGGGGGGAGCCCGCUGGGGACCCCACUCUGGCACCUGGGGUAUCCAGCAGUGCUGCUUUUCCAGGGGAGCUGCCAGCCCCCAGGGAGCAGGGAAGGGGCCAGGGGGCCAGGUAA
Molecule: messenger RNA, 3492 nt
Organism: Agelaius phoeniceus (red-winged blackbird)
Lineage: Eukaryota; Metazoa; Chordata; Aves; Passeriformes; Icteridae
Gene: ADAMTS14
Product: ADAM metallopeptidase with thrombospondin type 1 motif 14
Biological process (GO): proteolysis; extracellular matrix organization
Cellular component (GO): extracellular matrix
Molecular function (GO): metalloendopeptidase activity
Source: RefSeq, a predicted model, not a curated record